Molecule: messenger RNA, 525 nt
Organism: Dentiscutata erythropus
Lineage: Eukaryota; Fungi; Glomeromycota; Glomeromycetes; Diversisporales; Gigasporaceae
Source: the annotation of a GenBank genome assembly
AUGUUUCGAAGUCGUUACAUCUCUUUUAACCCUCGUAAAAGUUAUAUAAGACGACGAUGUUAUGCAUUUAAUACAUCUUCAUAUAAUAUACUAAAUAACUAUAAUGGUAUAGCAGGAAAGGAAAAUUUGGACGGUGGUAUGUUAAAUGAAGAGAAUUUGGACGACGAUAUUUUUUGUGAAGAGAAUUCUGAUGAUUAUAUGUUGAGUGAAGAAAAUUUGGACGAUGAUAUGUUGUGUGAAGAAAAUUUGGACGAUGAUAUAUUGAGUAAUGAGAGUUCCGAUAAAGAUGUGUUGAGUGAAGAAAAUUGGGACAAUGAUAUGUCGAUUGAAGAGAAUUCUGAAGAAAGUUUUGAUAUUGGUGUAUUAAAUGAAGUUGAUGAUAUAUCGAGAGAAAGUGAUAGUGUGUUUGACGAAGAUAGUUCUGACAGAGAAAUUGUCAAUAAACCAUUAAAUGCUGAAAAAAUAUGGAGAAUUUGCUCCAUACUUCAAAAACAUUACAGAGGCAUUAAUGUUUUGUUGGAUUGA